Messenger RNA from Nyctereutes procyonoides (raccoon dog), 2833 nucleotides. RefSeq names its product transporter 1, ATP binding cassette subfamily B member (gene TAP1). Gene Ontology annotation, molecular function: ATP binding; ABC-type oligopeptide transporter activity; ATP hydrolysis activity. The transcript is spliced from 11 exons. NCBI's taxonomy places the organism in Eukaryota, Metazoa, Chordata, Mammalia, Carnivora, Canidae. Gene Ontology annotation, cellular component: membrane. Gene Ontology annotation, biological process: transmembrane transport; peptide transport. The record is from RefSeq and is a predicted model, not a curated record. Bases 165 to 2417 code for a protein of 750 amino acids.
CCCUUUCCGCGAAACCUCCGGCUUCGGGGAGCGCGGCCCGAGCCCGCGGGUCCCGGGGCUUUCCGAGACCCCGCCGCCGCCCGCCCUGCCCCCCGCGCCCGGCCGUGGGCCUCAGCGCCCUCUCCCCGCACAGCCUCGGCCCGGCGGGGACGACGGAGACUCCCAUGGCCGGCUCAGGGCCCCCCAGUCCCGGCGGGCGCCCCUGCUCGCCCCGAGCUCCCCUGGCGUGGCUGGGGGUAGCGCUGCUGCUCCUCGCCGACUGGGUGCUGCUCCGGGAGGCGCUGCCCGCCGUCUGCUCCGUGCUGGUCCCCACGGCGCCGCCCCUGCUCCGGCUCUGGGUGCUGGGCCUGAGCCGCGGGGCUGUGCUGUGGCUGGGCGCCCGCGGCGUGCUCGGGGCGGCGGUCGGCCCCGGAAGCGAAAGCGCAGGACUCGGGGGAUGGCUGGCGGCUUUGCAGCCCGCGGCGGCGGCGCUGGGCUUGGCCCUGCCCGGCCUUGCCUCGUUCCGAGAGCUGCGCUCGUGGAGAGUUCCCCGGGCUUCCGACAGCCCCAGGCUCCUGCACUGGGGAAGUCGCCUGGAUGCGUUCGCCCUCGGUUACUUGGCAGCACUGUCCGCAGCCGCCCUGUGGCAUAAACUCAGCGGACUCUGGGCGCCGGGAAGGCAGGGGGGUUCAGGGGACGCGGUCCGCCGGCUUCUAGGCUGCCUGGGUUCAGAGAUGCGCCGCCUCCCGCUCCUGCUGGCCCUGUUGGUUCUCUCCAGUCUUGGGGAAAUGGCCAUUCCAUUCUUCACUGGCCACCUCACUGACUGGAUUUUACAAGAUGAGACGGCCUCUGCUUUCACACGAAACAUAACGCUCAUGUCCAUUCUCACCACCACCAGUGCAGUGCUGGAGUUCUUGGGUGAUGGAGUCUAUAACAGCAUCAUGGGUCGUGUGCACAGCCAGGUGCAGGGAGAGGUAUUUCAGGCUGUCCUGCGCCAGGAAACAGAGUUUUUCCAACAGAACCAAACAGGAGCCAUCACUUCUCGGGUGACAGAGGACACAUCCACCCUGAGUGAGUCUCUGAGUGAGAAGCUGAGCCUAUUGUUGUGGUACCUGGUACGGGGGCUGUGUCUCUUGGGGCUCAUGCUCUGGGAGUCACUGUCCCUCACCAUGGUCACCCUGGUCACCCUGCCUCUGCUUUUCCUUCUGCCUGAGAAGCUAGGAAGAUGGCACCAGGUGCUGGCCACACAGGUGCAGACAUCUCUGGCAGAGUCUAGCCAGGUGGCCAUUGAGGUGCUGUCAGCAAUGCCCACAGUCCGGAGCUUUGCCAAUGAGGAGUGUGAGGCCCAGAAGUUUAGCCAAAAACUGCAGAAAAUGAAUACCCUCCAUCAGAAGGAGGCUCUGGCCUAUGCAGUCAACCUCUGGAUCACCAAUAUCUCAGGGAUGCUACUGAAGGUGGGAAUUCUAUACAUAGGUGGGCAGCUGGUGACAAAUGGGACUAUAAACAGCGGGAACCUUGUCACGUUUAUUCUCUACCAGAUCCAGUUCGCCUCAGCUGUGGAGGCACUAUUCUCCACCUACCCCAGUGUACAGAAGGCUGUGGGCUCCUCAAAGGAAAUAUUUGAAUACCUGGGCCGGAUCCCUCGCUGUCCUGCCAGUGGUGUCUUGACUUCUUUAAAUUUGGAGGGCCUUGUCCAGUUUCAAGAUGUCUCCUUUGCCUACCCAAGCCAUCCGGAUGUCCCAGUGCUGCAGGCGCUGACAUUCACCCUUCAUCCUGGUGAGGUGAUAGGGCUGGUGGGGCGCAAUGGGUCUGGGAAGAGCACUGUGGCUGCCCUGCUGCAGAAUCUGUACCAGCCCACUAAGGGGCAGCUGCUCCUGGAUGGAGAGCCCCUUCCCCAAUAUGAGCACCGCUACCUGCACACACAGGUGGCUGCAGUGAGACAAGAGCCACAGCUAUUUGGAAGGAGUUUUAGAGAAAAUAUUGCCUAUGGCCUGGUCCAGAAGCCAACUAUGGAGGAAGUCAUAGCUGCUGCAAUGGUGUCUGGAGCCCAUAGUUUCAUCUCUGAACUCCCGCAGGGCUAUGACACAGAGGUGGGCGAGGCUGGGAGCCAGCUCUCAGGGGGUCAGCGACAGGCAGUGGCCUUGGCUCGAGCAUUGAUCCGGAAACCACGUGUACUCAUCCUAGAUGAUGCUACCAGUGCCCUUGAUGCAAACAGCCAGUUGCGGGUGAAGCAGCUCCUGUACAAAAGUCCUGAGAGGCGCUUUCGGUCUGUGCUUCUUAUCACCCAUUGUCUCAGCUUGUUGGAGCAGGCUGACCAAAUCCUCUUUCUGGAAGGAGGCACCAUCUGUGAAGCAGGAACCUACCAGCAGCUCAUGGAGAGGAGGGGAUGCUUCUGGACCAUGAUGCAGGCUCCUGGCGGGUCAGGUGUUCCGGAAUGAAAGACUGCUUAGACCUGCAUAGGCUAUCUCCCUCCCUUCUUUUCACCUCUCUAAUGGAGAAUUUGGGAACAACGGGCUUACCAGAGCUGCACAGGAGGCAGCUGCUUCUAGGAGGAGUGACAUCCUAGAGCACAGCUCCAUAACUGAUACCUAAAAUUCUGCCAUGAGUGUUGCGCCCUCUCCAAACAACUCUUGAUGAUGCAGAUUUCUUGGAAGAAAACAGGAUCUAGAACACCUUAGUGUAAGUGAGUGUAGAGCCAGGAUUUUGGUGUUGAUAGAACCCCAAAAAUAAGAACUUUAAUAGGUACAGAGAAGGGAAGAUCGGCUACUUUCCAAUAUGGCUAAAGUCAUAUGCUGACCCAUAACACACUCUGGAUUCUUGAUAUUUAUAAUAAAGCGGAUACUGGUGUUUCGUA